AUGGACGCCAACCCUACACCAAACUCUUCCAACGACAAACAAGACAAAGUCCGAGUCUACGUCGUCCAACGAUGUCCCCGUCUCUUAGACCUCGAACACGGCGUCCACACAGCAAUUGAAGAGAUCGCAACAGCAGCAAGGGCUGGAGCCAAUCUCAUCGCAUUCCCCGAAACAUGGCUGACAGGCUACCCUGCGUGGGUAUUCGGCAUGGCAAGCUGGAACGACCCCGAAGCACGAAGUUGGUAUAAACGACUCGUCGAGGCUAGUCCAACGGCUUCAAGUUCGCAUAUUACUCGAAUCAGAGACGCUGCGAGGGAGAAUAAUAUUGAAGUCGUUCUUGGAUUUAACGAACGAGCGCGAGAAAUUGGCGGGACGAUAUAUAAUAGUGUCGCGAUGAUCGGACGAGAUGGGUCUCUUCGAGGUGUUCAUCGCAAGCUCACGCCUACGCACGCUGAGAGACUUGUCUGGGCGAAUGGCGAUGCGCAAGGUCUCAGAGCCUAUGACACUAGCUUUGGCAGAAUUGGUGCGGCGGUUUGUUGGGAACACUUCCAUCCUCUCAUCAGACAGGCUCUGCACACCGAAGAUGAGCAGAUCCAUAUCGCGCUGUGGCCUGAUAUGCCUUCGGCGCAUCAAGUCGCUUCUCGCCAAUAUGCUUUCGAAGGGCGAUGUUUCGUUGUAGCGGCAGCUUCGUAUCUAGACAAAGAGUCUGUCCCACCCGAGCUGCUCGAAGCAUACGUCAAAGGUGCUGGGUCAACGGAUCUGUUCACCGGUGGCUCGAGUGUCAUCGGGCCAGAUGGGGAGUACGUUGCAGGUCCCGUAUAUGGUCCCGAGCCUUUGGUGGUUGAUAUCGAUAUUAGUCAGACGAUUGCUUAUAAGCAUGAUCUAGACGUUGCCGGCCAUUAUGGCAGGCCGGAUAUCUUUAAGCUGUCGGUAAACAGGGAGGGUGAUCGGAGAUGA
This is a messenger RNA of Fusarium tjaetaba, 957 nucleotides long. Its product is annotated as aliphatic nitrilase. NCBI's taxonomy places the organism in Eukaryota, Fungi, Ascomycota, Sordariomycetes, Hypocreales, Nectriaceae. Gene Ontology annotation, molecular function: catalytic activity. The transcript has a single exon. The coding region runs from base 1 to 957 and encodes 318 amino acids. The record is from RefSeq and is a predicted model, not a curated record.